AUGGCGGUGAUUAUGGUACGUUGUAUCAGUUCGUUCGAGCAUGGUGUGGUGCUGUAUAUGCCCGUCAAAGUGAACGGAGGAGAGACGUUAGCAGACGUGGCCCAACAGGUAUGUCAACGUGUAAAGACAGAACCCAAAUACAAGCCUCUUAAAACGCGGGUUGAGGCCUUCGAUACCUUCAAAGUCUAUGUCACGCCCGGCCAAGCAAAGCCCCCCAACCUGGUCAUAGCACCCGAAGGCAACGAAUUUACGUCGGAUAACUGGAGAGGAUUGGAUGAGCUGGGAAUAGAACCUGGCACCGAGCUUUCGUUCUUCUCCAGUAGCGCCUACAAAAGGUAUAAAGAGGGCCGGGCGGCAGAGUAA
Giardia duodenalis is the source of this 363-nucleotide messenger RNA. RefSeq lists its product as uncharacterized. The transcript has a single exon. The record is from RefSeq and is a predicted model, not a curated record. Bases 1 to 363 code for a protein of 120 amino acids. NCBI's taxonomy places the organism in Eukaryota, Fornicata, Diplomonadida, Hexamitidae.